Molecule: messenger RNA, 3673 nt
Organism: Caenorhabditis angaria
Lineage: Eukaryota; Metazoa; Nematoda; Chromadorea; Rhabditida; Rhabditidae
Source: the annotation of a GenBank genome assembly
AUGAAACCAACAACAACCACACCACAACCAUCACUUUUGUGCCUAAUGCAUCCAGAGGAUAAAAUCUGCCAACAGCAGAAUUUUAAUUUCCAACCUGUAUUUGCGUCGAACUAUAAAGAACCCGUUCGAAAAUCGCCCUUAGCUUCUUCUUCUUCUUCUGAAUCUGAACCGGCUCUUGAAAUUGAAGAGAUUGAUGAUUCUGAUGAGGAUUUAGACGAAGAUGAAGGUGGAGAUGAAGAGGUUGAGAAUCAGAAAAAUGGAAGAAGUACUGGUAAUAUUUUGGGGGAACGUUUAUUGAAUAUUGACUAUGAGUUGUGACGUGGGAAAAUUCUAGAGAUCGUGAUUUUCGAUUUUUGAAGAGAAUUUGUAAUAUCGGUAUUUAUCCCAUUACCCGAAUACCAAAAAAUAAGUUCAAGAAAUCAUUCGUUCUUUCUCCACUUCACUUAACUUCAUUUUUUUUCAGGUUUCUUCUCGCCGGUUUUACCAACUGCAACCGAACCAGUCACAACUACAACUUUUCUCAAAACCACUACAAGUGAGUUCUUUUUCUCCUCCCGAUUUUAAAUUCCAGAUUUUUCUGAAAACUAACAGCAUAACUUCACACACACAGUACACACAUGUUUUUCCUCGAAACCUCUUUCUUUUCGCAAAAAAACUAACUUCUAUUCAUUUUUUUAAUCUAUAGCAUCUACUACCACAACUACAGUAUCUACUUCUCCUCCUUCUACAUCCACAAUCAUAACGAGCACCAAAAAAAUGAGAACAACACCAUCAACAGUACCUGUUUUUGAAUUGUCUCUAAUCACAGAUGAGCCAAAUCCACAAGAAGGCUCAGCUGAUGAUUUAUUUGGUGAACCAGAACCAAUUGGUUCUACAACAACUAAAAAAGUUGCGACAACUCUGAAAAAAGUGACAGUUUUGCCUAGACCGUAUUCUAGUAUUCAAGAAGCGGCUGAGAAAAAUCCAGAUUAUCUUGGAUCGAGUAUUUGGAGUCAGGCGGAAGAAUUACCUGAACCACAAGUAACUGGGCCAGCUUGGAGAACUAAUAAAACUGGAAGAACAACAGUUGCGAUGAAAACAACGACAACAACCACGUCGACAACUUCGAAACCGACUACUUUUUAUGGUGAGAUUUCGAAAGAUGGAAUGUGGAAUGACUGACUGGAUUUUUGAUUUGAUUUCGCUUUUUCUCACCUUUUUUGCAGUGUGUUUUCUUGUUGUUCGUUUCAUUGAAAAUGUGUGUAGAAUUCAUUUGGCGGAGAAUUCAGAGCUUGGAAAAUUUAUUUUUUAGAAGAACUCUGAUAUGGAAUUUGAAAAAAUCGAUCUCUAGAGAAAUACAGAAUUUGUCAGAAUUUUUUUUGAUGUGGCUAAUAAUUCUAGAAAUUUUCAAAUCUAAUUUCUAAAAUAAAAUAUAAUCCGAAAUCUGUAAUCGUUAUUGCAAACUUGCAUUAAGAAUUUAAAAAAAAACUUUAAAAAAAAAACCACUAAAAAAUAUUUCUUUAAACUUUUUCCCCAGUCAUCGAAAAGUUCUCCGCCAAAAUCACCUUUCACUCAUCAACACACACAUUUUUUUACCAAGCAAUCUUUGUUUCAAAGCUUUUGUGAAUGCUCUUCACUCUUUCUCUGUGUCUCCCAUUUUUCUUUCUCUCUCUCCUAAAAAGUCCCUUUUUUGUUAACAACUCGUUUAGAAAUCUCGAAGAAAGGUAAAAAGGCUUCUUCCGGUUUCUUUUCUUUUUUUGCUGCGCCACACAAAAACCUCGAUUUUUCAUUGUUCGAAGCGAAGAAAAAUUGGCUUGUUGUUUUUUUGCGCCCAUUUUUUUCACCUGGAUUAGAAAUGAGAGAGGAUAUACGAUUUUCGACUAAUCCCACUCUCAAAAUGAAAAAUUUUGCCAUUGAUUAGCUUUUUUGCGCAGAUUUUUUGGCUUUUGAAAAAAAAUCUAAUUUAUCACCUCAAAAAAACAACAAAAGCAUGUUGAAAAUUUGUCACCUUGACAACCCUGGCGCGAAAAAGUGCGUGAGAGCCCGCCCAAGAAGCAUGAUCAUUUUCAGACUCACUAUUUUUUUCCGAGCUUGACUUGUCAUCUUAUUUUUCUCUAUCUCGCUCUCAAAUGAAAAAUGUAUAUGUUUUCCGUGUUCUGAUGUAAAAGAUGCGACUUUUUCUCGAGAAUAUAUAGUUUUUCUGGAAUUUUUCACGCAACUCACAAAAUGUCGUUGCCCGAAAUUUUUUCAACAGCCAAAAAUACAGAAAAAAUCCUUCAAGUCUUCUUCCCUUGUGAACUCUUUAGUUUUAGUUGCUCAACCCUAAUUUUGCUCACUUUUUCCUUUUUUUUUUUGCAUGUCGCCGCUGCCGCCAACACUAAUCAUCGAAGUGCAUUUCUUCUAUUUUUUUCAGAUUCUUCUUUUUUUUCCUUCCCCUACUUUUCUACGUUUUUUUUUGCAUUUUUUGCACCUAAUUCAAUUAGUCGCCUUUUUCCUUUCCAUUGAGUUCUUCUGUUUUUUUCCCUCCAUUUUUUCACCUACCGUACUUGACUGAUGUGUGUGGAUUUUUGUUGUUGGUUCGAACAUUUUUUAUUUUUUCCAAUUUUCCCACCUUUAGUUUUUUUUCGAACCUUUAGAAGCUUUUGUGUGAAGCAUUUUCAAUAUUGUUAAGUAUUCACGAAAAUAUAUUUUCAAAAAAAAUCUAAAGAAAUCCUAAAUUUAAAUUUUCUCAGAUAAUCGACGAAAGGAGGAAGCUGAAAUAACUGCAUUAAUCACUUCGAGUUUGGGACCAAAAACCACUCUAAAAUCAGCGCCUUUUAAUCUGCAUCCAGUUCGACCGACAACACCAUUUGGAAUUAUUUCAACAACACAAGUCACGAUGCAAGAUACACAAAAUGGCGAAUUUCCGCGAACUCCACUUAUUAUGUGCUCGAGUUUGGCUGUGAUAUUUGCGAUUGCAGCUGUUGUGUUUUUCGUGUUCAAAUGUAGACAAAAUCCGCCGAAUUCCGAACAUUAUACAAUGGUGAGUGGAAUUGAAUUGAAUUAUUUAGUUAUGAGAAAAUUGAUCAUUGAAAACCUUGUUUUCGAAUUGGAAAGAAUACCGAAUUUUUUUAUCAUUGGAAAAUAUUUCGGAUUUUCGGUUCUCGAUUUUGAGAGGGAGUUGAAAAGUUUAAUAAAAAUUAAUUGAUUUUUUCACGUGACCUUUUUAGAGAACCAAAUUUCAUUUUCGAAAACAAAUAUUUGAAAUUUUAUGAAGAUUUUUUAUUAGACUUCACAUUUGAAAACUUUGAAAUAAAGUACUCAGGAUUUUUUUAUUACAAAAUAUUAUUCUGCAUAGGCAAAUUAUCUAGAUCUCCUUUGAUUAUAAAUUCAAAUAAUCUUAUUUUCCAGGCUAUGAAAGCACAAUCAGGAUACACCGCAAUUGCUCCAGAACUUUCUCCCCCAAUGAACCACGAUCGAAAUAAUGAUAGUUGUACGCAGCCGCUGAUAGCAAAAACACACGUGAGUUACUAUCCAAAAAAGUUUCCACCUUCUCAACAUAUUUUUUCUUCAGAUCAAUGGAAAUGGCUAUGAACCAAUUAAAGGAUCAGUGAUAACAAAUGGAAAUGGUGCAACUUUAAUGAGAAAUGGAAAUGGACACGGACCACCAAGUGCGAAUAAUAAGAAAAAAGAUUUUAAAGAGUGGUAUGUCUAA